UCCCCAAGCCUUCCAGAGUUGCUGGUUGAAGCAUUUAUUAUUAUUAUUUUUUUGCUCCGCACGGAGGAAGCGAUGGGCAGAUAGCAAGCCUGAGUUUUUUGGGUGUUUUUUUUUAAUAAUUAGGGAGGGGGUCCCCGAAGCGACCUGACCGACCGACAGACCGACAGACAGCCGCCUUCUCCUCCUCCUCUUCCUUUGCCUUCGCCUUGCAAUUGGGCAACCUAUGCCAGUUGGGCAAGCGGCUCGGAAGGGGGCUCGCCUCCGACGGGGGCAGGCGGGAGCAAGAAGAAGGGGCUGAAGACCUCCCCCCCGCUUCCCAAGACCCUUCCCUUCGCCUCUAGCCCAGCCGCUUUCCAAGAGGACCCCCCCCCUCCCAGCCGCCGCCGCUUCGCCCACCCCCGAAGCCCCUCAAGGCUGUUUGGCACCAUGAAUUGGGGCACCGAGCUGUGGGAUCAAUUUGACACCCUCGAAAAACACACCCAGUGGGGUAUCGACAUUCUGGAAAAAUACAUCAAAUUUGUCAAAGACCGGACGGAAAUCGAGAUCAAUUAUGCAAAACAGCUUAGGAACCUCGCAAAGAAAUACCAGCCCAAAAAGAACUCCAAAGAAGAGGAUGAAUACACGUAUUCAUCCUGUCAGGCUUUCCUGGCGACUUUGAACGAAAUGAACGACUACGCGGGUCAGCACGAGGUCAUUUCAGAGAAUAUGACCUCCCAAAUCACCACCGAAUUAGCCCGUUAUGUACAAGAACUCAAGCAGGAAAGAAAAUCGCAUUUUCACGACGGACGGAAAGCGCAGCAGCACAUAGAAACCUGUUGGAAACAGCUGGAAUCGAGCAAGCGACGAUUCGAACGGGAUUGCAAAGAAGCCGACCGGGCGCAGCAAUACUUCGAGAAGAUGGACGCAGACAUCAACGUCACGAAAGCAGAUGUUGAGAAGGCGCGCCAGCAAGCCCAGCUCCGUCACCAGAUGGCCGAAGACAGCAAGGGAGAGUAUCUGUCCACGUUACAGAAAUUCAACCACGAGCAACGGGAACACUACCACACGCAUAUCCCCAAUAUUUUCCAGAAAAUCCAGGACAUGGAAGAGAGACGGAUCAUCAGAAUAGGGGAAUCCAUGAAAACGUUUGCCGAGGUGGAUCGCCAGGUGACGCCCAUCAUCGGGAAGUGCCUGGAUGAGAUCACCAAGGCAGUGGAUUCCAUUGACCCAAAGCACGAUUCUCAGCUCGUGAUCGAUGCCUUCAAAUCCGGCUUUGAACCCCCGGGAGACGUUGACUUUGAAGACUUCACUCAGCCGAUCAAGAGAGCCGUUUCCGAAUCGAGUCUCUCAAAUUCCAAAGAGAGCAAAUCGGAAUCCAGAUUUUCGAGCAAGUCCAAGGGCAAAUUAUGGCCGUUCAUCAAAAAAAACAAGCUUAUGUCCCUUUUAACACCCCCCUAUCAGCCUCCUCCUCUACCCCCUUCCUCUGCCUCGCCUUCUGCUCUUCCAAAUGGCCCUCAAUCCCCCAAGCAGCCAAAGGAACCCCUCUCCCAUCGCUUCAACGAGUUCAUGACCUCCAAACCCAAAAUCCACUGCUUCAGGAGCCUAAAGCGAGGGCAACAGUCUCAGUCUUUAUACUUUGACAAAGAACACAUGAAGAGGCGAUUAGGCAGACCCACCUAUGCCGUGGAAGCUAGGGAAUAUGUUCUUUCCCUGAAGCUGAUAACUUUGAAUAUGCAGGUCUGGAAUAUAAUGGAGGGAGGAGGACCAGAAGAUUAUAGCAACCUUCCCCCGGAGCAACGGAGAAAAAAACUCCAGCAAAAAGUGGAUGAAAUCAACAAGGAUAUUCAGAAAGAGCUGGAUCAAAGAGAGGCCUUAACGAAAAUGAAAGAUGUUUACGUCAAGAACCCCCAAAUGGGAGACGCAGCUAGCGUGGACAUUAAGUUAGCUGAACUCGGACAAAACUUGGAGAAGCUGAGGCUGGAAGUACAAAAAUUCGAGGGCUGGUUAGCGGAGGUGGAAGGCCGGUUACCUGUCCGGACAGAGGUGAUGCGUCGACAGAGUGGAGCAUACGAGCCGCAGAGCAACACCUUGACCGUCACCAAUUGCGUCCAGGACCGAGAGAGCAGUCCCGAUGGCGGUUACACAGAGGAACCCAGCCAGGAGAGUGAGAUGAAAACGCCGACGACCGAAUUUGAUGAUGAGUUUGACGAUGAGGAACCCCUGCCCACCAUUGGCACCUGCAAGGCUCUGUACACCUUUGACGGACAGAAUGAAGGAACCAUUUCGGUAACGGAAGGAGAAACGCUCUUCGUCAUAGAGGAAGACAAAGGAGACGGGUGGACUCGCAUCCGGAGGAACGAGGAUGAGGAAGGUUACGUCCCCACUUCUUACGUUGAGGUCUUUUUGGAGAAGAAUGCCAAAGAUUCCUAAAGAAAAAUAGAAAAAGAAAACCACAAGUCAGUUUGCUUCUCACAAGAGACUCUGGACGAGCUGGGCACACAGAGGAAAGAAAACGGACGAUUGGAUUUUAUGGUUAUUUGGAAACGUGUCCCGUUUUUUGAAACCCACUUCCGACGUUGGCGAGCUUGGGAUGAAAGGGAGGGAGAAUUAAGGCACUGAAGCCCUCAAAUGGAAGGGGGAUUAAAACACCCUUCUGAAACUAUC
Molecule: messenger RNA, 2643 nt
Organism: Ahaetulla prasina
Lineage: Eukaryota; Metazoa; Chordata; Lepidosauria; Squamata; Colubridae
Gene: FNBP1
Product: formin binding protein 1
Exons: 19
Coding region: 427-2409 (660 amino acids)
Biological process (GO): endocytosis; signal transduction
Molecular function (GO): protein binding
Source: RefSeq, a predicted model, not a curated record